AUGGGAAAUAGAUCUGUUAGAAAUAAGUGUCUAUUAUGCUUUUAUGAUCUUUCCUCCCUUGACUCAACGUGGUGCUUUUAUGAUCUUUCCUUGGGCUUAUGCUUGACACAAGGUCCUAACCCUUCAAAUUCCGUGGGCUAUACAUCUGCUGCUUUUCAUCCCGAUGGACUCAUCCUUGGAACAGGCACCACUGACUCCACUGUUAGAAUAUGGGAUGUAAAGAGUCGGGGAAAUGUUGCCAUCUUUGAUGGACACACGGGGGCAGUUACGGUCAUUUCUUUCUCAGAAAAUAGUUACUUACUUGCAACUGCAGCACAUGAUGGUGUUAAGUUGUGGGAUCUGCGCAAAUUAAAGAACUUCCGGUCAUUUGAAUUAUAUGAUCAAGAUACACCAACAAACUCUGUUUUAAUUCUGUAUUUUGUCAGUGGGAGUUACCUAGCAAUUGCAGGCUCGGAUGUACGAAUCUACCAAGUUGGAAGCGUCAAAGCAGAAUGGAAUUGCAUCAAAACUUUACCUGAUUUAUCUGGCACUGGUAGAGCAACUUGUGUCAAACUCGGUUCAGGUGAAAAGUACUUGGAAGUUGGAUCAAUGGAUCGUAACCUCCGCAUAUUUGGCCUUCCCGAAGAAGAUGCUUCAACAGAGCCCUAAAAUCCUCCUGUCGUAUUUUGUGGUCAUCGACGAGAAGUAAAACUCGAGUGUUUGAGGUCUGUUCAAAUGUUUAGUUUAGUU
This is a messenger RNA of Hibiscus syriacus, 729 nucleotides long. RefSeq names its product pre-mRNA-processing factor 19-like. Gene Ontology annotation, biological process: DNA repair; mRNA splicing, via spliceosome. The coding region runs from base 1 to 648 and encodes 215 amino acids. Gene Ontology annotation, cellular component: cytoplasm; Prp19 complex; U2-type catalytic step 1 spliceosome. The transcript has 8 exons. The record is from RefSeq and is a predicted model, not a curated record. Gene Ontology annotation, molecular function: ubiquitin protein ligase activity; protein binding. Lineage: Eukaryota; Viridiplantae; Streptophyta; Magnoliopsida; Malvales; Malvaceae.